This is a messenger RNA of Bactrocera tryoni, 2236 nucleotides long. Its product is annotated as odorant receptor 63a-like. Gene Ontology annotation, cellular component: plasma membrane. Gene Ontology annotation, biological process: detection of chemical stimulus involved in sensory perception of smell; sensory perception of smell. The transcript is spliced from 10 exons. NCBI's taxonomy places the organism in Eukaryota, Metazoa, Arthropoda, Insecta, Diptera, Tephritidae. Gene Ontology annotation, molecular function: odorant binding; olfactory receptor activity. The coding region runs from base 1 to 1254 and encodes 417 amino acids. The record is from RefSeq and is a predicted model, not a curated record.
AUGUACAACGCAAAAGAGUUUGCAGAUGUGAAAAACAGCAAUCGCUUCAAAAUAAGAGAACUUACAAAGGUGUCCUACAUUAUAGGCAUAAACUAUGGCACGGAAACGUUGUUGAAAAGAUUUCUUCGAGUGCUUAAUCUGUUCCUUAUCAUCAUUUGUGGCAUCUCAUUGUAUCCCCGAUGGUUGAUGCUGGAAAGGGCUGAUGGCAAUGUACCGCUUAUUGCAGAGACCAUCACUACCAUGUUACAAACAACUACAACUAUGGUCAAAAUGACAUUUUACCUGUUCAUGCAAGGUCAGUGUCGUGCAUUGCUUAAGAAGGCUGAAGACUAUGAACUACUUCAAGGAAUUAAAAUCUUCGAGACUGAUAUGGACAUCAAAGCUGAGUUGAAAGCGGAGAUUAAUGCAAUUAUGGCAACUAUAUGGAAGGAAACAAGGCGACAGCUUUUAAGCUGUCUCAUAACUUGUUCGUGUAUUCUUAGCAACUAUUUCCUCUACGCCUUCUUCACUAACUUGUAUCAUCAAAUAAAGAGGACGCCGAACUAUGUGCACAUAUUACCUUUCACUGGUUACCCCAUGUUUCUGGAGAAAGGCAUGGCCUCGCCUUAUUAUGCAGUGGAAAUGUUCAUCGGCGGCGGUGCACUUCUCACCAGUGGCAUGUGUUCCGUCAGCUUUCAUUGCAUUUUUAUGAUCCUCAGCAAACAUGCUUGCGGACUAGUUAGGGUGCUUUGCGCUAUGCUGCUACAAUCCACUUCACCCGAAGUGCCAGCACAUCGACGUGAAGAAUAUUUGCGUUACUGCGUUAUCCAACACCAACAGACUUUGCGGUUUAUAAAGGACAUCAAUGAGCUCUUUAGGCACAUUACCCUUUCACAUUUCCUUCAUAGUUUGGCGAUUUAUGGACUUGUGCUUUUUGAAAUGAAUUUUGGGCUAGAAACAAAUAAAACAACAUUUGUUCGCAUGGUUAUGUACAUUGGAGCUGCCCUCACCGUCGAUUCCAUGUAUUACGUGAAUGGACAACUUUUGGCCACAGAGUUGGAAAAGAUUCCCUUUGUUUGCUACAGCUGCGAUUGGUUUAAUGAAUCAAAGGAUUUCAAGAAAACAUUGAUCAUGAUAAUUAUGCGUUCCAAUAAUGAUUUCCAAUUUCAAAUCUCCUGGUUCGGUGUUAUGUCCUUGACCACAUUAAUGGGUAUAUUAAAAGCCAGCUUUUCAUAUUUCUUGAUUCUUCGCGAUAUGACGGAUGAAGUAAACUAAGACUGCAAUCAAUAACGAAAUUAUUUCUCUAGCACAGCACAUGUGAAGCAGUUUUUAGAAUGCUUUAAGUAAUAAAUCACUUGCAACGAAAGACGUUUGAAAUAAAAGUUGCUUUUUUAUGAGGCAAUAAUAAAAACAGAAACUGACAGGCAAAGAAAUUGAUUAGUUUUCCAAGCCAGUGUGCCUAGGCACCAAGGACAAAGAACCAAAGCUUCAGUUUAAAGCGACAAAAACUGCCAACAGCUAAAUAGACGACGACAAGAUAGUACGAAUGCGAAAAAAGAUGAAAACAAUUAAAAACUUUUACAACGCCGUGGAGGAGCAUAAAAUUAUAAUCUUCCAUAAAUGUGACAAUGCAGACAGGCAACCCUUAUUUAUUUCAAACAAUGAAAGGCCAUUGACCAGAUUGCUUCAAUUGUGCGAAUUUUUGGUAGAUUCGAAACUUGUUCUUGGCAGUUACAUAAAAUAUAGGUGCCCUACCAAUAGGGAUGACGUGACUUUUACAGUGGCGAUUUUUAUGGCGGCCAUAUUUUGUUAACGAAUUUGCGUCAAAUUUUGUGAAUGAGUUCAGUGUACAGUUAGGUUCGUCAUUUUAUCAUGUCACAUUUCUCUACCCAACUGCUUCCACAAAAACUGACUGUUUGGUGCGGUAAAUGUGGUAUGACGGCAUCAACGGGCUCUAUUUCUUUCGAAGUAAGGCAGGAAAUGCCGUUACCAUCAAUAGCAAUGAUGUUGACCGUCUUUUCUCUACCAAUGUGAAUUAUCGCUAUUUCCAAUAAGUCAGUGCGCCCCUCACCUUUCACGUCUAGACAUUGACCCUGUCAAAUGGCCGCCCAGGUUAUGCGAUUUAACGACUCAAGAUUUUUUUAUCUGAAGAUAUGUUAAACCAAAAGCUUACGCCAUUCAACCAGCAAAGUUCACAAAGCUCGAAGACAACAUUCAGCGCACUAAAGCCAAAAAUCAAGCGAGCGUAGUCGUGGUG